Prunus persica (peach) is the source of this 2322-nucleotide messenger RNA. RefSeq names its product mRNA-capping enzyme. The coding region runs from base 218 to 2077 and encodes 619 amino acids. Gene Ontology annotation, biological process: 7-methylguanosine mRNA capping; protein dephosphorylation. Gene Ontology annotation, molecular function: ATP binding; mRNA 5'-triphosphate monophosphatase activity; protein tyrosine/serine/threonine phosphatase activity. The transcript has 17 exons. The record is from RefSeq and is a predicted model, not a curated record. Lineage: Eukaryota; Viridiplantae; Streptophyta; Magnoliopsida; Rosales; Rosaceae.
AAGCAAACAACUAAACAUAGUCGCUGGCGGUUCCUUAAGGUAUAUAAACGAAGCGUUUUCAUCGAACCGUUAGUUUGUUUGUUGGCUCUCUCUCUCUCUCUCUCUCUCUCUCUCUCAACUUGUCUAAUGUCUCUCUGAAGUCAGUCUGAUCCAUCCAAACCUAAAACCCUAGACUCUCUGAAUCUCAUCGAUUCAGCAGAUUGAAGAAUCCAAGUCAAUGGAUGGAGAAGAAAGAAGCUUGGGCUUGAAAAGAAAGAACCCAUAUCAGGAUUCUGGGUUUCAAAGUAGGAACCAUCAAGCUUUUGAUAGACACAUGCUUCCUGAAGGUUGGGUGGGUUGCCCUGCAUAUGGUGAAGAAAUAAGUUGUAUAAUUCCUUCAAAAGUACCGCUUGGUGAGUCUUUCAAGGAUCAUAUUCGUGGUGAAACAUACACUCCAAAGCAAGUCAUUCAUCAACAAAGACUUCUAGGAAGAGAACUUGGUUUAGUGAUUGAUUUAACAAACACUACUCGUUACUAUCCCGUUUCGGAUUGGACAAAAGAAGGCAUUCGUCAUGUUAAGAUACAAUGCAGAGGAAGGGAUUCCGUACCUGAUAAUGUAGCUGUAGAUAAAUUUCUCUAUGAGGUAUCACAAUUUUUCUCCCAUAGAGCUGACCCAACGGAGUGUAUACUUGUCCACUGUACACAUGGGCAUAACCGCACCGGUUUCAUGAUUGUUCAUUUUCUUGUGCGUAACGAAUCAAUUUCUGUUACUGAGGCAAUAAAUAAAUUUGCCAAGGCACGGCAUCCAGGAAUAUAUAAACAGGACUAUAUUGAUGAACUUUACAUGUUUUAUCAUGAACGAAAGCCGGAAUCAGUUGUUUGCCCACAAACUCCAGAGUGGAAGAGAUGUUCCGAUCUUGAUGACAAGGCUGGAGCUGUGAUGUAUCAGGACAAUGAAAAUCACGUGAGAAAUGAAGCAAUGACAAUUGAUGAUGUUUUGGGUGAACCAAUACCUUUUGACCAGCAAAAAACGAUGCGAGAAGCCUGUUAUCAUGCACUCAAGUUGGGUGCAGGGGGUAGAGGGAAUUUACAAUUUCCAGGGUCGCAUCCUGUUUCGCUCAACAGGGACAACCAACAAUUAUUAAGGCAACGCUAUUACUACGCCACAUGGAAAGCUGAUGGAACACGUUAUAUGAUGCUAAUUACUUGGGACGGCUGUUACUUGAUUGAUAGGAAAUUUUGUUUCCGAAGGGUCCAGAUGCGUUUUCCUUGCAAAUUCUCAAAUAAGGUUAUACCUGAGAAGACUCACCACUUCACAUUACUUGAUGGAGAGAUGAUAAUUGACACUGACCCAAAUACUCAUAAGCAAGAGAGAAGAUACCUCAUUUAUGACGUCAUGGCAAUCAACCAACUCUCUCUCACAGAGUUGCCAUUCCAUGAACGGUGGAAAAUGCUUGAAAAAGAAGUGAUUGAGCCUCGAAAUAUGGAACGUGAUACUCUUUCCAAGAGUCCAGAGCCUUAUUACAGAUAUGACUUGGAACAAUUCAGUGUGAGGAGGAAGGGUUUUUGGUUACUAUCUACUGUUACAAAACUUUUGAGGAAAUUCAUUCCUGGGCUUUCACAUGCAUCUGAUGGUCUGAUAUUCCAGGGCUGGGAUGAUCCAUAUGUACCCCGCACACAUGAAGGUCUUUUGAAGUGGAAAUUUCCUGAAAUGAAUUCAGUUGAUUUUCUCUUUGAGUUAGGAGUUGAUGGUCGGGAGCUACUUUUUCUGAAUGAGCGUGGAAAGAAGAAGCUAAUGGGAGGCUAUAGGGUGGUUUUUAAAGAUGAGCUCGACCCUGCUCUUUGUUCAGGGAAAAUUAUUGAGUGCUCCUGGGAUGCAGAGGGAAAUGUAUGGGUGUGCAUGCGGACUAGGCCAGACAAAUCAACCCCAAAUGAGUUCAAUACCUAUAAGAAGGUAAUGCGAAGCAUAAAGGAUAAUAUCACGGAGGAAGUUUUGUUGAAGGAGAUAGAUCAGAUUGUUCGGCUACCCAUGUAUGCUGACCGGAUACGGAACGAUAUUAAGGCCCAUGAGCACAAUUCUUCUUCCCGGCGCCGGUGAUUGUGGUGCCCAAAUAAGCAUAUUUCCAAUUAGAGGUCACAAGAAAUGGGGAUAGCAAAUUCAGUGUAACCUUAAUGAUGUAGUUUUAUGUUAUGUUUUUGUCAUGUCAGGUCAGGGAUCCCACUAUCGAUUUGUAUCAUUAUCAGCAAAAGGAUCAUAGUUUUUUCUUUCCUAUGGAUCCCAUGGUGUAUAUUAGCAACCUCUUAAUCCAAUUAAUUAAUUCAUUCAUUGGUUAUUCUCGAUCA